AUGGUCCUCACUGAACAGCCACAGAAGCUUGCCAAAGAGUUCUCUCAACGUCUGGCGAUGGAUGCAGUUUUAGCCGGCCGUAUUCAGCUAAAAUUCUGUGGUCCCCAAGCCUUGGCUCUUGCCAACCUGCCAACCCCUUGGGAAUCAGUUGUGUACAUCGCUAAAUGUGAACGAAGGUUAAUAGCCAAGAAACAGAAAAAGUUCUAUGGGCUCCCUGUCUCUCAGCAGAUCGAAUACAAGUUCUUCACCUACAAAUCCCUUUGCUCCUUUGCUAAGAGAAGAUCAGCUCCAUCACAGACUACGUUUUACUUCCUCCUUUUGCUCAAUUUUGCUUUGACAUUGUUUCCACCCAGCUCGCUUCCCAGAAGCCUUCCAUGUGAUGCCCUGAACAAUUCUAUCAUUCAGCUAGACUGCAGUAACCGUCAACUUAAACAGGUGCCAAAAAACAUUCCUUCCAAAACUAUCAGUCUAAAUCUAGCUGGCAAUCGGAUCACAAGCAUUUCCAAUGGCUCUUUCUCCAGUUUACAAAGCAUCAUUGUAAUAAACCUAAGCAGCAACUGUUUAUCCAACAAGGCUAAAGAACGGCAAGCGAGGUGUGAUAGCGGUAUGAAAAUUGCAGUAGGUGCAUUCUUUUCUCUGACCAAGCUGCAAGAAUUGUACCUGAAUGAAAACACACUCUGCACAGUACCAAAGAAACUGCCUACUGGCUUAAAGGUUCUGGGUCUAAAUGGUAACCAUAUUUUGUCUAUAACGAAAGAAAAUCUUCACAGUCUGACAAAUCUGGAAAAAUUGUUUAUGAAUCAAAACUGUUAUUAUCUCAAUCCCUGCUGGUCUUCUAUAUCUUUAGAGAGAGGAACUUUUUCAAGUGUCAAUAAACUGGAGGUUCUCAAACUUGGCGAAAACAACUUAACGUCUAUUCCUCAGAAUCUGCCAAGAUCACUGAAGUCACUAUACCUCCAUGGGAACAGGAUUCAAACCAUACACCGAGGUGAGUUUGGUGAGCUGGUACACUUGGAAACCCUUGACUUAAAUGGAAACUGCCCGAGAUGUUACAAUGCUGAAUACCCUUGCAAACCUUGUCCCGGAGAUGGCUCCAUACAAAUAAAUUCCUAUGCUUUUGAACAGCUUCGAAAGAUAAGUAAACUCAACCUUUCUAACAACUCCAUUAACCGAAUACACAGUAGCUGGUUUCAAAACAUGACCAAUUUGAAAGUUCUGCAUCUUGUUCGAAAUUUCUUGUUGCUUGAUAUUGCUUCUGGGGACUUUUUAAAUUAUUUACCUAGACUAGAGGUGCUAGAUUUAUCGUACAAUUAUCAACUGAAAGCUUAUGAGAAAUAUCUCAAUCUUUCAAGAAAUUUUUCCAAACUAGUUUCUCUCAAAAAAUUGUACAUCAAAGGAUAUGUUUUUAAAGAUCUUACCCGAGAGGAUCUCAAACCUCUGUUCAGCCUACAAAAUCUCACUCAACUGAACCUUGGCACAAACUUCAUUAAACAGGUAAAUCUAACGAUUUUUGAAGCUAUCAAAUCAUUACAAGUAAUAGGCCUGUCAGAGAAUAGGAUAUCACCUCCCUCCACUGACGAUGACCUUUCUUUUGGUUCUGCCUGCCGAGAUAAUCAUUUUGCCUUGACGAAUUCAGAAUUAAGAGAUACACGUUUGCUACUUGAACACAGCAGCAAUGACUACCGGUCUUCGGAAGAUCAGGACCAUGUCGGAGAGAUACAGAAGUGGACGUGCGCUUCCUAUGGUAAAAUCCUGGACUUGAGUCGAAACAGUAUUUUCUUCAUCAAACCAGAGCAGUUUGUGGGCUUGGAAGACAUUGCGUGCCUGAAUUUGUCCGCAAACGUGAUGGGUCAGGCUUUGAAUGGCACCGAGUUCACCCCCUUACGCAAUCUAAAAUAUUUAGAUAUGUCUUAUAACCGCAUUGACCUAGCUUAUCAUAACGCCUUUAGAGAACUGGAGAAGCUCGAGGUGCUGGAUUUAAGUAACAACAAACACUAUUUUCUCGUUGAAGCCGUUACACACAAAAUGGGCUUUCUUGAAAACCUUAAAUAUUUAAAAGUCCUCAAGUUAAGUUGGAAUCGCAUUUUCACCUUGACGGGGCUAAUCCUGAAAAGUAACUCCUUGCAGCACUUGGAAUUUCAAGGGAAUCGGUUGGACAUUUUGUGGAAAGAUGAAGACAAAAGAUAUAUUCACUUGUUUCAAAAUUUAACUAAUUUAACAUUGCUCAACUUAUCAGAAAAUAAACUUAAAAGUAUCCCAUCCGAAGCAUAUGAAAAUCUACCAAAGAAUUUAUCUUUUUUGUCUUUUUCGUACAACAGUUUAGAGACAUUUGAAUGGCAAAAACUACAAAUGUUUAAGAAUCUCCGCAUUCUCGACCUCAGUUAUAAUAAACUAACCACAGCUCCUCGCAAGCUAAAUAAUUGUACCAAAUCCCUGGAACGUCUGCUACUAAGCCAUAAUAGCAUCUCACAACUUCCUGAAAAGUUUCUUCCAUUUGGGAUGUCCUUGAAAUAUCUUGAUUUAAGCUAUAACAAAAUUAAAAUGUUAAACCAAUCAAUUUUCCCAGUGGAUGGAUCCAUUUCCCUGAAGGUGCUAGAUUUAAUAGGGAAUCCAUUUCAUUGCAGUUGCGAUAUUGUACCAUUCAUUGUAUGGAUUAAUUCCUGUAAGGUGAUUAUCCCUCGAUUGGCUACUGAUGUUACAUGUGAUUCACCCGAAGAUCAGAAAGGACAGAGCAUUAUUUUUGUUGAUCAGCACGCGUGCGCAAACAAUGACAUUGCGACUUUAUUAAAUAUUGUUACUACUUUCAUCAUUAUUUGUACAAUGGUCAUAGCAACUACCCACCAUCUCUUUUACUGGGACGUGUGGUAUUUGUACUAUUUCUGCACUGCAAAGCUGAAGGGAUAUCGAGCACUUUCCACAGAUGACUACUUCUAUGAUGCGUUCAUAGCUUAUGACCCUUCGGAUCUGGCUGUGACAGACUGGGUGGUAAAUGAACUUCGUGUUCAUCUAGAAGAGAAAGGAGAAAGAAGCUUCUCCCUCUGUUUGCAGGAGAGAGACUGGGAGCUAGGCCUGCCUAUUGUUGACAAUCUUUCUCAGAGUAUACAUAAGAGCAAAAAGACUGUGUUUGUGCUCACAGACAACUACGCCAAGAGUGGAAAUUUCAAAACAGCCUUUUACAUGGCUCACCAGAGACUCAUGGAUCAAAAUCAAGAUGUGGUUGUUUUAGUACUGCUGGAGUCCGUUUUAACAAACUCCAAAUAUCUGAGACUGAGGAAGAGAUUAUGUAAGAAUUCUGUGCUAUAUUGGCCUCAAAAUCCAAAAGCUGAGGAUUUCUUCUGGCAGUGUUUGAGAAAUGCGCUUGCAACUGAUAAUUAUGGAAGAUACAACACGAUUAUGGAAUCCACUUAGCUAACAUCAAAACCUCUUUGACUUUUAAGAUUGUAUAUGUUCGGUAACUACGGACCACCCAAGCAAGACAGAUUUUGACGUCCACCUAAAAGUGUAAGAGGACUUUGAAUAUAGUGGAAGAUGCUAUAUAAAUGUAAAUAUGUACAUUUGUAUUGUGUUGUACAUGUCAAGCUGCACAGAAUAUUGACCCCUGGAAGUGGAUCACUCACCUUGUUGAAGGAUCUACAUGGGUGCAAGUUCUGACCAAUCUUUUUCUCUCCCCAGUUAUCAGCAACUGCAUCUCAGAUCAUCGGUGAAUAGUAUUGUUAAUGUUAAAGAUGUAAAAACCUCACAAGAGGUUGCAUGAGAGAUUUGGUUGACGAAGGUCCUUCAGCCCAUUUGGUCCCAUCCUGACAAAAUACCCAUCCCGUCUUUCCUAUCGUCUUCCAAUUACGGAAUCUAGCUGUUUCUCAAAUGAGUCCCAACAUCCUGGUCUUAUCUACUCUUCCUCUAACCAAUUCUAGUUGUUAAUAUCUUCCCUGUCGUCAAUCCUGAAAUUGUUCCUUGCAAGCCCAAACCUGUAACCACUUUUUCUGCUGCCUUGCUGUAGGUAAAAAGGAUUCUUCUGGCUGUACUUUCUCAAUCCAAUUUGUACAAAGAUUUAUUCUCUGAACUAAAGAUCUUUUGGAAAAUGAACAUUUAAAGUCCAUGAUUGCAAUCCAAGUUGUGUAUUUAAACUAUUGCA
Molecule: messenger RNA, 4132 nt
Organism: Callorhinchus milii (elephant shark)
Lineage: Eukaryota; Metazoa; Chordata; Chondrichthyes; Chimaeriformes; Callorhinchidae
Product: toll-like receptor 8
Exons: 4
Coding region: 1-3408 (1135 amino acids)
Biological process (GO): toll-like receptor signaling pathway; positive regulation of interleukin-6 production; defense response to virus
Cellular component (GO): plasma membrane
Molecular function (GO): protein binding; pattern recognition receptor activity
Source: RefSeq, a predicted model, not a curated record